GACGAUGACUUACGGCACAAACACCGUGUCCAUUCACCUAGAAUAUCGUGUAUAUUAGGCCUCCGCAGUCCCUGCAAGAAGGGAAAUCCUCAGAAGGCACACUCCACUCUUCAACAUGCCCGACCUGGGCGACAUCCACGCGCUCGACGGCAACAUGAACGACAUUCGACUCAUGGAGAAGAUCUUCCUCGUCAAAUCAUACGCCACAGCAGCCAUUACCAUGCUCGAACGCAUCGACAGCAGCAAGCUUGAAUGGGACAGCGAGGAACGCGACCCCUCCCCUAACAUGCUCCGCCUCGAACUCAUCAGCGAAUACGCCCAGGCGGCGUUGAGGGAAGUGGUGACAUUCUGUAAUCGCUUGGCCGCCAAAACCAAACUGCCUCUCACUCACGGCGAAGACGUGGUACACCCGCCCGCGCACGAAGUUCGAUGCUUCAUCGAGCUGCACAUCCACAUUCGUCGCGCGAUGAACUUGGUCCAAGAGCUGGACCAGACGCUGUGGGACCUGCACGAGGGAAGCACAGAGCUGCCAGAUGGGCACGAAAAGCUCGAGCAGAGGUCAGAGGAUGUGGGCAAGGAGGUUAUGAAGAUGUGGAACAUUUCGAAGAAGCUGUCUCAUAUCGGCGACCACGAGUCGGGGUAUGACACCUGGUUUCGGGAGCUGAACGACGAUGAUUAGAGGGGAAAAUGCAGGGAGACUGGAGGAGGACGCGGAGUGUGAGGACUUGGAAUGGAAUAUGAAGGCACUUUGGAUUGUGU
Neohortaea acidophila is the source of this 759-nucleotide messenger RNA. RefSeq lists its product as uncharacterized. The transcript has a single exon. NCBI's taxonomy places the organism in Eukaryota, Fungi, Ascomycota, Dothideomycetes, Mycosphaerellales, Teratosphaeriaceae. Bases 116 to 679 code for a protein of 187 amino acids. The record is from RefSeq and is a predicted model, not a curated record.